Molecule: messenger RNA, 2739 nt
Organism: Habropoda laboriosa
Lineage: Eukaryota; Metazoa; Arthropoda; Insecta; Hymenoptera; Apidae
Gene: mus304
Exons: 13
Source: RefSeq, a predicted model, not a curated record
AUGUUUAAGCGAACAGAAAGUAACAGAGAGAGUGAGUACUCUCUACCUGCCAAACGACCAAAAUAUGAUACUAAGAGAGGAACUUUGAAGGGUGUUUCCAUAAAUAAUAGAGAAUCAGCAAAUAAAAGGAAUGGAAGGUCUGAUGAUAUUUGGGGAGCUGAUUUUGCUGAAGCGGAUAUAGAAGAAAUGGAUUUUGUGGCUUCUCAAGCUUGCUUACAGGAAGAUAAUGAGUUGACUCAAUUAAACAGAGACAAAAAUGUAUCAUGUAUGCAACGAUAUAAUACUGUACCAUCCAGUAGUAAAACUAUAAAUGGUAAUAGUAGUAAGAUAUCAAGGUCUUUAUAUAUGUCAAAAUGCAAUAUUCAAAGAAAAGAAAUAGAAGAUUCACAAGAUACAAGCAUGAUAGUUUCUGUUAAUUACAAAGAAUUUAAGGAUAAAUUAGUGAAUAAAAAAGUAUAUAAUUCAACAUUUAAACUAGAUGAUACUAUUAUAGAACCAGUAUAUGCAAAAGAAUUGGAGAAGUUAAAAUCUGAAAAUAAAAAAUUGUUAGAUGACUUUAUAACUAAAGAAGGAGAAGCUGUUUUUCUACGUAAUCAAUUGCAGCAGACUCAGUUGAGAGCAGAAAAUGAUAAAUUGGAAAAAACGCGUUUCAUUGAACAACAAGAAAAUCGGCAUAGAACAGAAAUUAAUGCUAUAUGUAAAGAGAAGGAACAUUUAAAAACACAACUGGAAUUACAAGCAUUUGAAGUAGGGAAUCUACUGGAACGUUGUAAACUGUUAGAAAGUGGAAAUGUUAAAUUAACAGAACCACAUUCUAUAAAUUUUAAUACUUUUGUAAAUAGAAACAAAUGUAACUCACCAGUAAAUCGGUCCUUGAUUUCAUCCACGAAAUCAAUAAAGGUCAGGGAAGCUUGUGUUCAAGCAAAUGUGCAUAAUAAAAGCAGUCAUUUUCUUAGAAUUUGGAAUCCAUAUUUCCCUCUGGCAGAAAUUCCUAAAUUAAUAUACGAUCUACCACAACCGGAAAAACCUAUAGUCGAUAUUCAAAUUAUAGAAAAAGUUGGUCGACGAAAUUUGCCCAUUUUACAAGAAGAAAAUACAUUCAGAAUAUUUGAAAAUCCAGAAUUGGUAAAACCUGUAACGACCAUAAUAGACGAUAAGAGAUUAACAGUGGAGUACAUUUUUCCGGAAAUAGCUGCUCUUCAGCGAAAGACGAACUCAGAACUUGAGGCGGAAAAUACUAUACCAAUAAUAAACAAAUUAGUUUCUACUUCAAGGGAACUGCUCCUCAAUAUAAUAAUCGUUCUCCAAACGAUUUUUCAAGCUAUGAAAAAUGACGAUAUUCGAGACAUGAACGAUGUCUAUUUCUCUGAGUUGUACUCGAGUUCUGAUUUCAAUGGAAAAUCUGUGUGUUCUGCGAGUGCAUGGCACGAAUAUGAACGUGGCGUUGAAACUAGAAGAAUAUUCGGCUUGUUGUCGUACGUAACUUUGGAAUCUACUUAUCUCAGCAAGCAUAUUGCAGGAAAAACGUGUUUGCUUACGGAAAGGGAUGAAUAUUAUAAAUGUUAUUCAUGCCAAAUGGUUCAUUAUAAUACGUGGUCGAAGAAACACCAUAAAUUUGAGAUACUUGAAAUGUUAUUACAAUUUGUUAUUUUAGUUGGAUCUACGGUAAGUUAAAUAAUAUCCCAUCAAUUUAGUGGUCUUAUAUGUGCAAUUAUGAUGAUUAUUUGCAAUGUACAUAAAAAAGUCGAAUAUUGUUCCGAGGGAAUGGAGUAUAUCUAUCGGAUAUUUAAGGAAAUAGUGUUUGCUAGACCUUUGCCAUAUUGUUAUACUCUGCUCUGCAAUAUAAUGCUGAUUUUUGUAAAAUCCUCGACGUACUUGCGAAAACUUUGUGUUAAUUCACAAUCAAUGGCGGUAAACAAUUGGAAAGGUUCUCUGCAUUUUACUCCAGAUGCUUGUCCGUUGCAAAUAUUUUUAGCGCAGGUCGAGAAUUAUCACUUUGACAUAAUAGCUGCAAUAGAUACCACGGAUAUAUUGUUACAAUUUGUGCAGUACAUAUUACACACGGACAUUAUUUCCUUGAGAUCUGAAACUUUGAAUUCUUGUAACUGUUGCAUGAAAUUAUUGAGAUUCACCAUUAAAACUAUGUCCAAGUGUUCCGAGGCAAAUUUGGCUGCCCUGGGAAAUUUCAAUUUUGACAAUUUUCCUGUACCAAAGAAAGAUACAUGCAACUUGAAGAGUAUUUGUGCCAAACACUCUGUCUUUUAUAUAGGAACAAGUAAGAUGUGUAUACGCGAUAUAUAUCAAGAUAAAUUUUCGGAUGAAAAUGCUUGGACAACUAUGAAGAGGAGGCAGUCGAAGAUAUUGAGAGACGGAAUAAGAUUCUUAUCUCACUUGGCGAUAUGUGACCCUGAUUUUGUAAUUAGAUUGUCAGAAAUCGAGGAUUCGUUUCAUUUGUUCAUGAGAAACUUGAGUGCCUUCGACAAUUUUGUUCUUCAUGAAAACGAACAAGAAGCUAUGAAUCGAAUUAAACAAACAUUUAUUUUCGACAAAACGCUGCAAUCUGAAACCGAGUAUUUUAACAGAGGCACUUCUUCGAAACAGUUGGACAUAAUGACAAAUUUCGAAAGGACGUUCGUUCAACCACUGUCAACAAGAUCGAAAAAAAACGAGAACCACAAUAAAGUUUUGGUCACGUUCAAAUCACUGUUCAAUAGCAGAAUGGAUUUCUCUAACCAUUAA